AUGCACCCAAACCUGAGGCUAAGAAUACAUCGAAGUACUCACAGCACGGAUAGGCCGCACGCAUGCGAUUGGCCUGAAUGUGGGAAACGGUUUAAGGAUAAGACAACUCUGAGACGACACGUGUUCACACAUUCGGGCCCUAAAUUCACGUGCGAUCGGAAGGGCUGUCAGUUUAAGACUUCUCUCAAACAUACUCAGAGAAGAUUGAAAGCAAUGCAACGAAUGAUACAUAAAGUGAAAGAGUUCUCACAGAACCGGAAGCCCGAGUUUGUACUCAUCUCAGGGGUAGGGCUCGUAGUUACCGGUGCUUUCCUGGCCGUUGUGUUCCCUAUGCUGUUAGGCGUCGGCAAGAACUACCGAUUCCUUUGUUAA
Messenger RNA from Oppiella nova, 372 nucleotides. The record is from the annotation of a GenBank genome assembly. NCBI's taxonomy places the organism in Eukaryota, Metazoa, Arthropoda, Arachnida, Sarcoptiformes, Oppiidae.